AUGACCAACCUCUUCUUCUCGCGGUCUCUGGCUCUACUAGUCGUGGUUUUCAUCAACCUCGUAAUAAUACCCUCUUGCAAUGCCUUUCCUACCUGCGGCACCACAGCUCCGGCGCAGGAUGCCCUCAACUUUACCACCUCGGCCCUGAGCCUCGACCACCACCCCUUUGGCAUUGCGUACUACACCAACGACAUUGCUUUUGUAAUAAUACGGCGCUCCAUUGGAGUGCUAGACAUGUCCAACUUUACCCCGGUGCUAAAGUACACAGUCGAGCCGUCGCGCGCCGUGCUGGCGCACCUCGGCCUGAGCGAGGAUCAGCCCGAUUCGGACGACUACAUCUUUCACGGCCUCGUGCUGUCUCCGGACCGGCGCGCCCUCUACGCGGCGGGCGGCUACGGUGCCUUGGUGGUGGAUCCCGAGAGGGCCAUGAACGGGCAAAACAACUCGGUCAUUGGCGUCCUCGCCAACAACGGCAUUGCGGGGAAUUACUCGGCCAUGGUGGCCAUCACGCCGGACAGCCGCACCGUCUUUCUGACGCAGGAGUUUGGCAGCAUCAUCAAUGGCCACCGCGGCAACGUCGAGGUGUGGAAGGUGACGCAGGGCCCCAAUGGCUUGGUCACGGGCGUGUAUGGGGGAUUCGUGAACCUGGGGUACGCCACGGUGGGCAUGGCGUUUUCGCGCGACAAUAGCAAGCUCUACGUCACGAGCGAAAUGACGGGUCUCGCCGAUAGCCUCGGUGGGCUCUUGGAGGGCAGUAUAUCGGUCCUGGACAUUGAGACGCUACAAGUCAACCCUGCCAAUGCCGUCCUGUACACCAUCUCGGCGGGGUGCCAUCCCGUGCGCAUCAUACCAGGCACAGGGGGCAAUCACAUCUGGGUCAGCACCCGCGAGUCCAACUCGCUCAUGGUCCACGAUGCAGAUAAGCUCGAAUGCGAGGACACGGCCAACGACGCCUUGGUCAGCAGUAUCCAGGUGGGCACAUCGCCCGUGUCCCUGGCAGCAGUCGGCAAUUUUGUGCUCACGGCCGACUCGAAUCGAUGGGGCUAUGAUAACACAACCACAGGCCUGAGUGUGGUUAGUACAAACUCGGUAGCACAGGGAAAGCUCGUCAACUAUCCUCAGAUUCCGACGGGCCUCUUCCCCCGCGAGUUUGGACUGAGCCCUGAUGGCAAAACACUGUUAGUCUCGGAGUUUGACGGAUACGCAGUUCGCGCAGUCGACGUCAGUCCUCUGACAGGACAUGGCAGUAGCAGUCACACUCAGAGAACGAUGAGAACCCGAGGAUUAAAGUAA
Pestalotiopsis fici W106-1 is the source of this 1293-nucleotide messenger RNA. RefSeq lists its product as uncharacterized. The transcript has a single exon. Lineage: Eukaryota; Fungi; Ascomycota; Sordariomycetes; Amphisphaeriales; Sporocadaceae. The record is from RefSeq and is a predicted model, not a curated record. Gene Ontology annotation, molecular function: protein binding. The coding region runs from base 1 to 1293 and encodes 430 amino acids.